CUGCUGCAAAUAGUGUCGCAACACAUAUGAGAACGAUAUAUGAUAGAGCAAAGCAUCAACAACACAUAGCAAGGAGUUGGGGGAAGGAAGGUUGACAAGAUGUAACAAUUUUAAACAUAAAAGCAGCAUAUAUCGCCCAAUUUAAUGCAGGGCGUCCGAGCAUCGCCUUACUGUCGAACCACUUAAAUCGUCAGCCAGAAUGGACGAGAGCAUGGACGAGGAUGGGGGUGUUGAAAUGAUGGACGACCACAACCACAAUAACUGGGAGGCCAGUGCAGAUGCUUACAGACAAAACCCCCCAAAUCCUCAUCAGCAGACCGGACACGCUGGGCAUUCUACCGAAUGUGAGGCCGAGGGCUCAGCCCAGCCAAGCAGCGGUGCACACUCAUUGACCGAGCCGGGGAAUGGAGUCGGUGAUUCUGCUGGAACUGGUGCUAGUGCUGCUGCUGCAGGAAAAGUCACUUUGAAUAUUAACAGUUCGACCUCAAAGUUUUUGAUGAAUAUUAUAACCACAGAAGACUACAAGAGCACAUAUUGGCCAAAAUUGGAAAGCGCCAUUGAGCAGCUCCUGACUCAGAACCCUCAGGACUACAUCCCGAUCUCCUAUGAGCAGAUCUAUAGCUGUGUGUACAAAUGUGUCUGUCAGCAGCAUUCUGAGCAGAUGUACAACGAUUUGAUACACAAGAUAACGGUUCACUUGCAGCAUAUCUCCCAGGAACUGGAGGCCAGUCCUCCAGACCAGUACAUUGAGAAGUUUGACACAGCCCUCGCCCAGUACAUGGGAGCAUUACAGAGCAUUGUGCCUCUAUUCAUAUACAUGAAUAAAUUUUACAUUGAAACCAAGCUGAACAGAGACCUGAAAGAGGAUCUUACAAAGCUGUUUACAGACUAUGUUGCAGAAAAGCACAUGUGCACCUUAAUGCCUUUACUUAUAGAAGCUCAUUCCACACCUUUUCAAAUAACACCGUCGACGAUGGCAAAUAUUGUGAAAGGCCUUUACACACUGAGACCAGAGUGGGCACAGCUAGCACCGACCUUGUUUUCCAAUUUUAUACCCAACAUCCUUCCACCAGCACUGGAGUCAGAGCUGUCGGUGUACGCAGCGCAGGACCAGAAACUUCAAAGGGAACUAAUGCAGAACGGAUUUACCAGGGGCGACCAGUCGCGGAAAAGGGCCGGUGAAGAGCUAGCCUACAAUGGGUCCUUGUCAUCUUGUGCCACCUCCAGGGGGUACAGAUAGGGGAGAUGUGCGAAGCUGACCUUUUCUGAACAACACGACUGGAUACUGGGAAGAAACUCAGAGCAGAGAACUGAUUGAGGCACUGGAGAGACUCCACUCACUGAGCUCAACCAGAUAGAAACAGAAAUCAGUGGUGCUGUACUCCGUUCUUUAGUGUCCUGACAACUGGGAUCCUGAUAAGACUUCUGGGCGUUUUUAGUGGAUUUCUGAGGGUUUGCAGUGACUGGUCGGUGUGGCCAGUGAUUCAUGGAUUACAAAAAUAAUAAAAUAAAACUGCAGAGAAAUCGCAGAUAACCAGCUUUCUGGAGAAAAAUAAAGACUUCUUUUUUGUUUCUUUUUUUUAUUUUGGAGUGAGGUGACUUUAACAAAAAAAAGAGAACUAAAGUAAAUUGAAAUCAACAGUACUCUUAACUUUACACCCAUACUUUCUGAAUCAUAGCCUCUGCAUUUUCUUGUAAUAAAAUGAAUGAGGAUGCUUAAAGUGCUUUGCAAGAUGAGAAUUGCAGUGAUGUUUCAAAGUUUACUAAUUUUGCCUUUUGCUGAAAAACUUUCAAUCUGUCUUUACAAGUAACACAAUGGCAUCCUCAGCGUUUUCUCCCCUUAUUGACAGUGGAAGCAGCAAUGUAUCAUGUGACUUGUGAUUUAACUUGAACCGGUUGACAAUGGAUAGAAGGCACAGAUGACCGACUGGCGACUGUAUUCAGCUUCUUAACUCUUUAGUGACCUUUUAUUCAGCUGCAACACAUCCUGCACUGAGGUUCAUUAAAACAAUUCAAUUCCAGUGUGUGUUAUGAUUUUUUUUUUUUUUUUUUUUUUUUUUUACAGAAACAUGUUAAUUUGAAAUGUUCAUGACACUGCUUUGAAAGUCCAAAGACCCUUGUCAAAGCCUGCUCGAGUUAGAAAGUGAGCGUGCGUUUCACAACAAUUGAAUGCGUUCAUUUCACCAAACUCUUCACUCUUUUGGGUGUAGCCUUGUCACUAUGGAGAAGUCGCCUCUUGAUCAAGGUUCAGAAGCAUUGCUCUAUAUAUCUUUCACAGCAAUUUAAACUGAGAGCAUUCCGUCUGUGCUGUACAGACUGGCUUGGAAGUAUUCCAAUAAUUCAGUCAUGCAUUACAGAACCCCCUGCAGUGUUUACAAGAAAAGCAUUACAUUACUUUUUACUUUGUUUACAUCUUACUUUACGGGGGGGGGGGGUUAGCUUUGGCUAAGCUAAUACGUGGUGUGCCGGGUGUCUCCUGUUAUAGAAGAUGUCAUGUUGUGCAGUUUGGAUUCUGGCAGCUCAGACUGUGAGAACAGAAGUCUUAUAAAAUGUAACACACAACAUAUUCACUUAUUAUACAGCAUAAAAAAUGAAAAUUGUACUCAGGAACUUCCUAAGCAAUAAAACCAUGAUUAUACCUGC
This is a messenger RNA of Polyodon spathula (Mississippi paddlefish), 2643 nucleotides long. Its product is annotated as CDK2-associated and cullin domain-containing protein 1-like. Gene Ontology annotation, biological process: ubiquitin-dependent protein catabolic process. Bases 200 to 1240 code for a protein of 346 amino acids. The record is from RefSeq and is a predicted model, not a curated record. The transcript is spliced from 9 exons. NCBI's taxonomy places the organism in Eukaryota, Metazoa, Chordata, Actinopteri, Acipenseriformes, Polyodontidae. Gene Ontology annotation, molecular function: ubiquitin protein ligase binding.